Molecule: messenger RNA, 1223 nt
Organism: Aspergillus japonicus CBS 114.51
Lineage: Eukaryota; Fungi; Ascomycota; Eurotiomycetes; Eurotiales; Aspergillaceae
Product: putative nicotinamide N-methyltransferase
Exons: 3
Coding region: 32-1048 (338 amino acids)
Biological process (GO): peptidyl-lysine dimethylation
Molecular function (GO): protein-lysine N-methyltransferase activity
Source: RefSeq, a predicted model, not a curated record
GAAAUAAUCGCGUCACUUUGAAAAAAAAAAAAUGCUGCUGUCCCGUCUUCGCCCGCUCCCUACUUUACCUUGCGUCUCGUCGACAGAUGACCCGCGCGAUGAUGCUGCCGCGGCCGCCGCGGCCGCCGAAGGUGAGCCCGAAGACAUCUUCGCGGCUUUUCUCGCCCAUCUCUUGCCCGACGAUGCACCACAGUUCCACGGCGACCCGGGCCAAUAUCUCCUCUACUCCUCGCCACGCUAUGGUGAUCUGACCAUCCAAGUUCCGUCAUACCCGGACCAGAAUGCGCGUGAAUCCAGUCGCCCGCAACCGAGUGACUCGGACUCAUCGGCCAACAAUGUAGACUCCGACUCAGACGCAGGUCAAGUAGAAGCGCAGAGAAAGUUAUUCGCGCAUUUCGUGUGGAGUUCCGGUUUGGUGGUUGCGGAGGCCAUCGAGGAUGCUCAUGCUGGUCACGAACAUGUCGACGAGAUGUGGAAGGUGGAAGGAGAGAGGGUCCUGGAAUUAGGCGCUGGCGCUGCACUCCCGUCGAUAGUCUCGAUCCUCGCGGGCGCUUCAGAAGUGACGAUCACAGACCAUCCCUCGUCGCCCGCUCUGAGGGGUGCAAUUGAGUUCAACCUGAAACGCAACAUCCUGGCAGCGAACGGAUGUGCGGUCUCCAUCCAGGCCCAUGAGUGGGGGACUCUGGCGCCGGACUCCUGGGCCGUGGCUAAUCAAGGCCGAUUCACACGCAUCAUCGCAGCUGAUUGCCUCUGGAUGGAAUUGCAGCAUAAGAACCUUGCACAGACGAUGAAGUGGUUUCUUGCCCCCGAAGGGAGAGUUUGGAUCGUUGCGGGACUUCAUACGGGCCGGCCGGUUGUUGUAAGGUUCUUGAAGACAGUGGUGGAGAUGGGCCUGGAGGUCGACACCAUAUACGAGCGGGACCAGACUACGAGUUGUACGGGGGGCGAUGAUGAGAUCAGACGAGAUUGGGUCGAGGUAAGGGAGGAGGAAGGGCCCGAGAACAGAGCGAGGUGGUGCAUCGUUGUUCGGUUGAAGCACGCUAGUUAAUUCAUGUAUAACCAUCAGGAAGAGCAGGAUUAUGAUCCCAGGAUAAGCGAGAUCUCGAAACGGUCGCUUUUUCUGUAAGGCGGCCGGUGAACGAAUGGUGUCAAGGCUGUGGGGAUGCGCGUUCAAUCAAUGACGCACUGUACAUGCAUAGGAUAGAUAUAUGGGGAAUAUAAAC